Molecule: messenger RNA, 1139 nt
Organism: Uranotaenia lowii
Lineage: Eukaryota; Metazoa; Arthropoda; Insecta; Diptera; Culicidae
Product: pyrimidodiazepine synthase-like
Exons: 4
Coding region: 214-984 (256 amino acids)
Biological process (GO): glutathione metabolic process
Cellular component (GO): cytoplasm
Molecular function (GO): glutathione dehydrogenase (ascorbate) activity; glutathione transferase activity
Source: RefSeq, a predicted model, not a curated record
GGUUGACCAUUUUUUGUACUUACAUUCCACAAACAGUGCUCAGUCUUUCGUGUGCAUUCAAGGAGACAUUAUACUUUCAGUCACGCUUUACGGAACCAUUAAAUUCAACAUCUAAGACAUUAUCUGGAACAAGUGACUGAUUGCUCCACGAAAAAACGGGAUUAAGUUGAUAUUUUUCGGACUAUUCGUUUCAACAGAUCAGUUCUCUUCAAAAUGAGUGGCGGAAAACAUUUGGCAAAAGGAUCUACUCCUCCAGUACUGCCCGAUGAUGGUCAGCUGCGACUCUACUCGAUGCGUUUCUGUCCGUAUGCGCAGCGCGUCCAUCUUAUCCUGGAUGCUAAAAAGAUUCCCUAUCAUACCAUCUUUAUCAAUUUGACUGAAAAACCGGAAUGGUACUUCGACAAGAAUCCCCUGGGAAAAGUGCCUGCCCUGGAGGUACCCGGCACGAAUGUAACGUUGUACGAAUCCCUGGUCGUGGCGGACUACAUCGAGGAAGCCUACGCUGAUAAAUCACGCAAACUCUAUCCGGCCGAUCCAUUCAAGAAAGCGCAAGAUCGCAUACUGAUCGAGCGCUUUGCAGGUUCUGUCAUCUCACCCUACUAUAGGAUUCUGUUCUCAACUGAAGGAAUUCCACCGGGCGCAAUUACGGAGUUUGGAACCGGCUUAGACAUUUUUGAAAAAGAACUGCAAUCACGAGGUACUAAAUUCUAUGGGGGCGAUAAGCCUGGCAUGUUGGAUUACAUGAUUUGGCCGUGGUGCGAACGAGUGGACUUGCUGAAAUUUGCCCUAGGGGAUAAGUAUGAGCUUGACAAGGAUCGAUUUGGAAAAUUGUUGCAAUGGCGAGAUUUGAUGGAGAAGGAUGAUGCUGUGAAAAAAUCUUUCAUCUCGACUGCCGAUCACACCAAAUUCUUGCAGAGUCGAAAGACCGGAGAGAAUAACUAUGAUAUCCUUGCGAAUGAUGCAAAGAGGCCACGUAUUGGAUAAUUAAACAGAAAAGUUCAAAAUUGUUUGAGCAAGGGUCUAGAACAACGAUUAACUGAAUAUACUCUAAGCAAAGUGACACAUUUGAAAAAAAAACGAUUAAAAUUCAACAAAACUCAAGAAUAACUUUCGGAAGAAUAAUAUGCAUGUACUGCUCG